Messenger RNA from Helicoverpa armigera (cotton bollworm), 2389 nucleotides. Its product is annotated as protein D3. Lineage: Eukaryota; Metazoa; Arthropoda; Insecta; Lepidoptera; Noctuidae. The transcript is spliced from 4 exons. Bases 71 to 763 code for a protein of 230 amino acids. The record is from RefSeq and is a predicted model, not a curated record.
ACAUAUAUUUAUCUCCGUAUAAGAAUAAACAAGUUUCUGCGAAGUAGUUCAUAUAUAUUUUGCUAACAAGAUGGCUCGGUUGUGUUGUGUAGUUUUAAUUAUUUGCGUGAAUAGUUUCGUGGUCAGUCGAGUUUCGGGGACUGUGGCACAAUCGUUUUUUCAUAAUGAUAUAGUUCCUGAUGUGUUGUCUGUUUCACCAACAGGAUAUAUGACUGUGGUGUACCCCGAUGGCGUGGAAGUGAAGGAAGGCAACGUGCUGACUCCUAGCCAGGUGAAGGACAUCCCUACAGUGUCGUGGGACAUCACGCUCGGCAGAAUGUACACUGUCGUCAUGAUUGACCCCGACGCGCCUUCCCGCUUGGAGCCAACAGACCGCGAGUACCUCCACUGGCUCAUGGUGAAUGUUCCUGGAGACAACUUGAAGUAUGCUGACACUAUAGCGGAGUAUGUUGGCGCUGGUCCUCCACAGGACACCGGGUUACAUCGAUAUGUGUUCCUGGUCUACCAGCAGCCGUUUAGAGCUGUGUUUAAUGAGACUGUGCUUAGUAAUAGAUCCUCAGCCAACCGUACAUCGUUCUCAGUGAGCGAUUUCGCCGAGAAGUACCACCUUGGCGACCCAGUAGCCGGCAACUUCUUCCAAGCAGAGUAUGAUGACUACGUGCCCGUUCUGCAGGAGCAAUUGAGAAGUGCACAGGCGUCUUUGGGAUCAAAUAUGGCGUUAUGUAUUUGUUUUUUGAUGUGCUUUUUAAGGCUAAUGAAGUAAGAAGCAAGUACUUAAUUAGAAUUAAGUGUUUUUAGGACUCAGAUCAGGUCAUUUAGAUCUUUGCUAACUGUGUAAGUAAACCGAGAGGUUUUCGUUGUAUGACUAGAUAUAAUGUAAAUAAAAUAUGCAAGUGUCUUGGAAAUUAACUAAACAUAAGUACUUAAAAUAAAAUUUACAUACUAACUUAUCUUUAAAGUGUAUAAUAAUAUUGAAGUGGAUAAAAAGUGCUUUUGAUUAUUGAUUAGGGACUCAAAUAAAUUCUUCAAAUUAUCGAUUCAGAGCUUAACAGCAAUUUAAUGUAAAUAUGUAGGAUGUGUGAACGUGCUAAUGUUUACGUAGUUUUAAGUGAUUUAAAUGUCUGACGAUACACAUUAUUAAAAUCAACAUAAAGUACAUACAGUCUUUAAUAAUAUAAUCAGCGUUCAAUAAGUUUAUAAGCAUACAGUUUAUUACUUACUAGCUUUCCGCCCGCGGCUUCGCCCGCGUGGAAUUCGGUUAUAUUGCGGUAAAAAUAUAUGUAAAAUGGUAUGGUGGUGUAAUGGUAACCCCUCCCGCUGUGGGUUAGCAGCGGUGAGGGAGUGUCAGACUCUUACUGACUAAAAUCGUCGUGUUCCGUCGUCCUAGGCCUUUUAUAUACCAGGGCCGCGGUAUCUCUUUCGAACAACCCGCAGCCCCGGCUGGCCCUGGUCCUACUGGGCCCCACUGAUUUCAAAACACCUUAAGACUAAUUCCGCGAACCUUAACACCGCGAUACAGAAAAGCACAACGCCAUCUAUCGAGCUAUCGGGAAGCUCGCGAUUGAACAAUGAGCUACAGGUUAAAGCGCGAGAUAUCAUUGCACUUCUUACGUAUCUUAAAAAAAACAACGUCACCACGUUUUAAAAAGCUAUCAUUCCACUUCUUACGUAUUUUAAAAACACAUCGUCACCACGUUUUAAAAACACCCAGCGCCAUCUAUCGUAUACCUCAAGAACUAAAUAACUUAACUAAUACUUAUACCAAUUAGUAAUUCGUUGAAUUAUAGUUAUUUCAGGAUAAGUAGAUGUAAAAAAAACAGUUAAGACGAUAAAACAAAUUGUACGUCAUCCCUCGGGUUUUAAACGACACACAGCGCCAUCUACAAUCCAUCCAUCAAGCAAACAAUAUUUUUGUUUUCCCUCGGGAAUAUCUAUUUUUUUCGGGAUAAAAAGUACCCUAUUAUUUAAUCCGGACUUCUAACUUUACGUCUGCAAAAUUUCAAAGCAAUCGGUUCAGUAGUUACGGCGUGAAAGCGGAACAAACAAACAAACAAACAAACAAACAAACAAACUCACUUUCCGAUUUAUAAUAUUAGUAAGGAUACACGUAGUUUGUUCUAGAACAGUUAAAAAACAGAUCGCUUAUAAAUUAUAACGUUAAUUAGCAUUUAUUGUUAAUUUAGAAACCGGUCGGAUAUAUUUUGCUAUUUUAAAACACAUAAUUUAAUGGUUUAUUUAAAAUAGGAACUUAUUCGACUUUAGAGAUAUGUUUUUCGGCUAAUUAAUUGAAACACAAAUAGGUACUUAUUUGUGUUUCGCGAAACUUUAAGCGUGAGAGAAAAACUGUGGCGCUUUGUAUGGCCACAUAUUGUGAUGAAAUACAAAUAAA